CCCGCUUCCCUCCUUGCGGGCUUGUGUUUUCCAUUUCAGUCUCAGAGGCCGCGGCCUCUGGGAGUGGACCCGGCGCCGCGCACUCAGACAGGUGGGGCAGGUCGCCCUCGCCUGGCAGUGGGCGCCACAGGCCUUGGCUUCCUUCAGGGUUUUGGCGGCGUUAUUCUACAACCACCCGCCCCGGGAGAGCCACAAGCCUUAGCUCCGCGGUGCUGCACCUGUUGCAGGCGCCUGGCGAGUGCGAGGGGCCGAAUCGCCGGGGCUUUGCCAGUGAAAACCUGGCGAAGAGAACUGAGACUCUACCGACACCUGAGAGUGGGCACAAGUUGCAUCCUGGCUGCUGAGAUGUUGGACAACCACCACCACUAGAACUGGGAUUUCUCAAGCCUCUGCUGUGGAAGCGACUGAAAAGUUGCCAGUGGUGCAAGAGCCAGUGUUUCCGCUGAGGCCGUAGUGAGACUCCAGUGUCCGUGACCCUGCCGUGGUGACAGCAGCGCCUUUCUCACCUUGCCAGUGGGACAUGCAGAUUCCAGGGGACUGUGCAGCUCACCCGCUCUGUGCUGUGGUGCCAGGACGCUGAGUGGCAGCCUGGGGACAGGCCUGCCCAUCGCCCAUGAGUGUUUGCUGCCCAUGGCCCCCUGCCUCAUGAGGAUGUGCGCUGCCCCUGUCAGGGGGCUGCUCACCACCCUGGUGGUGCUGUUUGGAACGGCAGUGGCGUUUGCACCUGUACCCCGGAUCACUUGGGAGCACAGAGAGGUACAGCUGCUGCAGUUCCACGAGCCAGGCAUCUACAACUACUCGGCCUUGCUGCUGAGCGAGGACCAGAACACCCUGUACGUGGGCGCCCGGGAAGCAGUCUUCGCCUUGAAAGCACUCAACAUCUCAGAGAAGCAGCACGAGGCAUAUUGGAAGGUCUCCGAAGACAAGAAAGCAAAAUGUGCAGAGAAGGGGAAAUCAAGACAGACAGAAUGUCUCAACUACAUCCGGGUGCUGCAGCCCCUCAACGCCACCUCCCUCUAUGUGUGUGGGACCAACGCCUUCCAGCCGGCCUGUGACCAUCUGAGCUUAACAUCUUUUCAGUUUCUGGGGAGAACUGAGGAUGGCAAAGGAAGGUGUCCUUUCGACCCAGCCCACAGCUACACUUCCAUCAUGGUUGAUGGAGAGCUGUAUUCCGGGACAUCGUAUAACUUCCUGGGAAGUGAGCCCAUCAUCUCCCGGACCUUCUCUCACAGCCCUCUGAGGACGGAGUACGCCAUCCCCUGGCUGAAUGAGCCCAGCUUUGUCUUUGCCGACGUGAUCCGGAAACGGCAUGAGGGCGCCGAGGUGGAGGACGACAGGGUCUACUUCUUUUUCACGGAGGUGUCCGUGGAGUACGAGUUCAUCUUCAAGCUGCUGGUCCCACGGAUAGCGAGGGUGUGCAAGGGUGACCAGGGUGGCCUGAGGACCCUCCAGAAGAAGUGGACCUCCUUUGUGAAAGCCAGGUUGACCUGCUCCCGGCCAGACAGCGGCCUGAUCUUCAACGUGCUGCGGGAUGUCUUCGUGCUGUGGGCCCCCGGCCUCAGGGAACCAGUGUUCUACGCACUGUUCACCCCGCAGCUGAACAACGUGGGGCUGUCAGCCGUGUGCGCCUACAACCUGUCCACGGCGGAGGAGGUCUUUGCCCGCGGCAAGUAUAUGCAGAGCGCCACGGUGGAACAGUCACACACCAAGUGGGUGCGCUACAACGGCCCUGUGCCCACACCGCGGCCUGGAGCGUGCAUCGACGGGGAGGCGCGGGCGGCCAACUAUACCAGCUCCCUGAAUCUCCCUGACAAAACGCUGCAGUUCAUCAAAGACCACCCCCUGAUGGAUGACUCUGUGAGCCCCAUAGACGGCAGGCCCCGCUUAAUCAAGAAGGAUGUGAGCUACACUCAGAUUGUGGUGGACAGGACGAAGGCGCUUGACGGCACCAUCUAUGACGUCAUGUUCCUCAGCACAGACCGGGGUGCCCUGCACAAAGCCGUCAGCCUGUACGGUGAAGUACAUAUUGUUGAGGAGACUCAGCUCUUCCAGGACCUCCAGCCUGUGCAGACCCUGCUGCUGUCGUCGAAGGAGGGCAGGAGGUUUGUCUAUGCCGGCUCCAACUCGGGUGUGGUCCAGGCGCCCCUGGCCUUCUGUGGGAAGCACAACAGCUGUGAGGACUGUGUGCUGGCGCGGGACCCCUACUGUGCCUGGAGCCUGCCCGCAGCCGCCUGCGUGGCCCUGCCCCAGGCCGACACCCCCGACAGGAGCCUGAUCCAGGACAUGAGCGGCGACGCGGCAGCAUGCCCGGAUAAAGUUAAAGCAAGUCACCGGCAGCAUUUUUUCAAGCACGGUGGCACGGCCGAGCUCAAAUGCUCCCACAAGUCCAACCUGGCGCAGGUGGUGUGGAAGUUCCAGGACGGCUUGCUGAAGGCUGAGAGCCCCAAGUACGGCCUCGUGGGCAGCAAACACCUGCUCAUCUUCAACCUGUCGGAAGGAGACAGCGGGGUGUAUCAGUGCCUGUCGGAGGAGAGGGUCCGGAACAAGACCGUCUCCCAGGUGGUGGCAAAGCACGUGCUGGAGGUGAAGCUGCUCCCACGGACGCCCACGGCCCCCACCUCGCCCACGACUCACUCCGAGGGCAGUAGGGUUGGGACCAAGGGGUUGGUGCCAGCCACGCAGGGGCCCUCCCUGACAACCCUGGCCAUGCGGGCCACCUCCCCCGGGGCCACCACCACCACCCCGCCUUUCAGGUCCGCAGCCACCAGCAGCACGUCGUGCGAACCAAAGAUCGUCAUCAACACGGUGCCGCAGCUGCACUCGAAGACUAUGUAUCUCAAGUCCAGUGACAACCGGCUGCUCAUGUCUCUCUUCCUCUUCUUCUUCGUCCUCUGCCUCUGCCUCUUUUCCUACAACUGCUACCAGGGCUACCUGCCCAGCCAGUGCUUGAAGUUCCGCUCGGCCCUGCUGCUGGGCAAGAAGAAACCCAAGUCGGACUUCUCGGACCUGGAACAGAGCGUGAAGGAAACGCUGGUGGAGCCGGGGAGCUUCUCACAGCAAAACGGGGAGCACCCUAAGCCAGCCCUGGACACGGGCUAUGAGACGGAGCAGGACACGCUCACCAGCAAAGUCCCCACAGACAGGGAGGACUCCCAGAGGAUCGACGACCUCUCUGCCAGGGACAAACCAUUCGACGUCAAGUGUGAGUUGAAGUUCGCCGACUCGGAUGCUGACGGCGACUGACGUGGCCCCUGUGGCCCCAUCGCCGUGUUGGCUGGCCGGCGCCCGUGUGCCGAGUCUCCUGUCUUCACCCGUUCUGUAGCUGAGUCUCGUCAUCGUGCAACAAACCUCAGUCUUCUGUUUGUCUCCUGGGUUGAGCCUGUGACUUUUUUCCUCUUUGUCCUGUUGGAGAACUGCAAGUGUUGCAUCCUGGUCUGGUGCCCCGCGGUCCGAACAAGUGGCGGGCUCAGCGGCCUGGGGGAGAGAUGGCUUGCAAGUCCGUCGGCUGAGAAAAGUGCCCCUUCAGCUUCCCCGCCUCCCAGCAGCCACUGAAAGAUAAUUUAAUUCCAGAUUGGAAAUGACAUUUUAGUUUAUCAGAUUGGUAACUUAUCAAGCCCGUUGUCCAGAUUGGCACGAACCUUUUCUUCCAUGUGAUUGUGUUUUUUGGGUUUUUUUUAGGAUUUUGCUUAGAUUGUGUGGAUGUCUUCGGUCGUUCUUUUUUUUAAAAAUUACUGAAGCAGAUGUUUCCGUGUUUAGAAGAUGCACAUCUUCUGGAUUCUGUUCUGUGUUUGGAUAAAAUCCGGCUUAGCUAGCUUCAAGAGUCUCAGGGAUAAACUUCCUUUGGCGGAACACAUUCCUGCUUUCAGAGACGGACAUAGAACCGUCUGGAACACUCACUUUGGUUGUCCUUCAUUCCUUGAGGGGAGCAGCGUUUCUGGGGCAGUUUUCUUUCUGUGCUCCGCCUCCCCCCUCUGUUUGUUUUUCUUUUCU
Messenger RNA from Ochotona princeps (American pika), 3990 nucleotides. It is a transcript of the gene SEMA4D, whose product is annotated as semaphorin 4D. Lineage: Eukaryota; Metazoa; Chordata; Mammalia; Lagomorpha; Ochotonidae. The coding region runs from base 631 to 3243 and encodes 870 amino acids. The transcript is spliced from 17 exons. Gene Ontology annotation, biological process: positive regulation of cell migration; negative regulation of transcription by RNA polymerase II; neural crest cell migration. The record is from RefSeq and is a predicted model, not a curated record. Gene Ontology annotation, molecular function: chemorepellent activity; semaphorin receptor binding.